This is a messenger RNA of Haliotis rubra (blacklip abalone), 1860 nucleotides long. RefSeq lists its product as uncharacterized. NCBI's taxonomy places the organism in Eukaryota, Metazoa, Mollusca, Gastropoda, Lepetellida, Haliotidae. The record is from RefSeq and is a predicted model, not a curated record. The coding region runs from base 512 to 961 and encodes 149 amino acids. The transcript has 4 exons.
ACAGUGGGGCUGUUUACUACGCCGUCGUCUUUGCUGUUGAACACACCACUGUAGAGGAUUACUCAAUGUUUUGUUUCGUGUAAUGCAAGUAUUUAGCACUGCUCUGUCUUAGGCGCCAGGGUUCGCAAUUCGUCGGCCUGUUAACAAGUUGACCCGUCGGAUCGACUAUAACCCGUGACGUCACAGUGUUGAUAACAGUUUAAACUGCACCUGUGCUAUACGACAUAUUUCACCGCAAGUCGUCGUCUUCUUGCCUUCACUGGAUAGUAUUAAUUGCUGUGAUACACUUUUUAAAAACGGUCUUUGUUGAGUGUCAGUGAAGCAUAACGAUUUAUUUGUGUGCACUUUGAAUUGGAGCGAUUGACGGCGUUUAAAUUGGCGUGUCUCACCGAGUAUAUCAGCUGAUAAGAUUCACCUGCGUAUAAAACGCAACAACUCAAACGGAUUGCAUCUAAACGUGAAAUAACGCACGUUUUUAGGACAACCCUUGACAGUUCACAUUAAGCUGAAGAUGAACAAGCUUGUGUGUAGCGUUUCGAUCGUAGCGUUUAUGUUGACAAACUUCGUGGUCGAAGGAUACAAGCUUGAGAGCAGACAUAAACGACAAAAUGACGUUCCAGAAAGUAGUUCAAUAUCCACGAGUCAAGGGACCACCAGCAACACCACAGUUACAGUUUUCACCAACAACGACUCCGGACGAAUAGGGCUUGUCGUCGGAGUUAUUUUCGGUGUACUGGCUGGAAUCGCCGCAUUCGCUAUAAUCGUCACUAUCUGGAUAAAAAAUAAGAGGGACCGUGAUUCGGAGUAUGCCAGAGCGGCCAAGGUCCAGCGCAACUCCGCCUUGAGUGCUGGCGUCUACAACGAUCUGACAACGUCGUCCCCUAUCGUGAAGGUCAACAUCGACCAGCAUAAUGAGGGCUCUGAGAUGGAGAGUCUGAAGAAAGAAGAGGAGAAUGAAUAGAGACCAGGAUGACUGAAGAAGGAAGCUAAGCAGAUAUUGCCAAAUUAAAUCAUGAAAAAGUCCAGCACGAUGUAAAACGAGAUUAUUUAUACCAUCAAAUCUCUCAAUCAUGUUUUCACAAUUCGGACAAUUUUGGAUAUAUAAUACUGGACCUUGGAGGCUAUAGUGUACAGACGGUUUUGAAGUGCUGACAGUGCUAGUGUAUAUAGUUGUGUGGGAAUACCGUCCCGGGCAUUACUCAAGCUGCUAUCUACAGUGUAUUUUGGGCCUAAACCAACGGAAAUAAUCUUUAUUCAACAUUGCCAAAAUAUCCAUGCCUUUCUUGGAGGUGUUCGUGAUCAAACAUCGACGGACAUGACGUGGCAUACCUACGUGCUGUGCCACAGAUACGGUGAAUUCAUCACGCGAGUAUAUGCUGGACUCGACGUUGUCUUACAAAGAUAAAGACAUUGAGAAUGAUUCAGGAAACUUAUCUAAUCACCAGGUCAAAUUUCGUUUCAUUAUCCUGACUUGAUGAUGUCUUACCAUGAUAAAGAAACUGAGAAUUAUUCAGCUAACUCUAAUCACCAGGUCAAAUUUCGUUUCAUUAUCCAUACCGGAUGAGUGCCUUGUUCGAGAACCUUCACCAAGAGGCCAUCUUUAUGCACAGACUGUUUCUAGUGGACUAGAUCAUCUAGCUUCAUCCUUGUAGACUUCACGUGUACACUUGUCAAAUCGCCACAGCUGUGAUUUAUAAAAUACAUCAAAAUGUACAAAAACCAUUUCCUUUAAAUGUAUAUCUGAAAAUUCAUCAACCUUAUGCAAUUGUUUGGGUCUACAACAGUAAAUACAUUUCACAACCUUCACAUUCCAAUCACACAUUCCCAUGUACAUAGUUUUUCAAUAAAUUAUUAUUCGUA